AUGAAUCCAUCCAGUGUGGGACCAAUAGUGCAGAAAGUUGUGUCAUCCUCAAAUGGGACGGUGAUGAAAAAGCUCAAGCCUCCACCAGCCUGCAUUAUGCCCACGCAAAUAAAUGUGUACUUCAGAUACAUUAACACAGUUAUCUCCAUCGUGGUGUUUGUGGUGGGGCUGGUGGGCAACGCCACACUGCUGAGGAUUAUACACCAGAACAAGUGCAUGAGGAACGGGCCCAAUGCACUGAUAGCCAGCCUGGCUCUGGGGGAUCUCAUAUACCUCACCAUCGAGAAGCCCAUCAAUGUCUUCAAGCUGCUGGAGUCUCGGUGGCCUUUUGCAGAGAACCUUUUCGGCCUGUUUUUGUGCAAACUGGUCCCGUUUGUGCAGAAAGCUUCAGUGGGCAUCACUGUGCUCAACCUGUGUGCCCUCAGCGUGGACAGGUAUCGCGCUGUGGCCUCUUGGAGCAGAGUCCAGGGAGUGGGGGUCCCUCUCCUCACCGUCAUCGAGAUCGUGUCCAUCUGGCUCUUCUCCCUCUUGCUCGCUGUCCCAGAAGCAGUCGGAUUUGACAUCGUCUCGUUCACCUACCGGAACCAAACCAUACAGACCUGCAUGCUCAAACCCAAGUCGGAGUUCAUGAUGUUCUACAAAGAUGCAAAGGACUGGUGGCUAUUUGGAUUCUACUUCUGCGUGCCGCUGACCUGCACGGCCGUCUUCUACACUCUCAUGACUCUGGAGAUGUUGACCCAUCGGAACGGCAGUCUGCGCAUCGCCCUCAGCGAGCACCUCAAACAGAGGAGGGAGGUGGCCAAGGCCGUCUUCUGCCUGGUUCUGAUAUUUGCCUUGUGCUGGUUCCCUUUGCAUCUGAGUCGGAUUCUCAAGAAGGUGGUGUAUUAUCCCAAUGAUGAGUCGCGCUGUGAAUUGUUCAAUUUCCUUUUGGUUCUGGAUUACGUCGGCAUCAACCUUGCGGCAAUCAACUCCUGCAUCAACCCCAUCAUAUUGUACUUUGUCUCAAAAAAGUUCAAGAACUGUUUCAAGUCCUGUCUCUGCUGCUGGUGCUACUCCGACAGCCAAGUGAGCAGCAUGGGACAAAUGAACGGAACGAGCAUCCAGUGCAAGAGCCCCGAGCCUCACAACCUCCAAACGGACCGCAGCGUGAGAAAAGACAGCGACUGA
Knipowitschia caucasica is the source of this 1167-nucleotide messenger RNA. The record is from the annotation of a GenBank genome assembly. Lineage: Eukaryota; Metazoa; Chordata; Actinopteri; Gobiiformes; Gobiidae.